AUCAUCCGCGCCCCGCGGACAUGUAUUAUUGAUGCGCUAACCUAUUCGAGCAACGCUCGGCGACUCGUUUCGAGCAAAGUGAGAUUUGCAACAGUGACCGGUACAACCGCGCGCGUCGCGCCCGGGUGAUCAACCACGAGGAGCGACCACGCGGCCGUUGUCGCGUCACGUUAGAAUUGCGUUGCACCGCACUACGCCGCACCGCCGAGUCCGCCACUACCACCACACCACGACAACGACGACGACGACGACGACGACGACGACGACGACGAGGACGCUCGGCCACCGACGUCGCGCCGCAACGAGCGUUUGCCCGCGCGCAGCUGUCAUUCGCGCGUCGCCCGUCGCCGCCGUCGUCGACGUUCGAUCCGGAGUGCGUGCGAGGAACGACAAUCGUCGCCUUCAUCGUGCAUGCUGCUCGCGCGCGUCGCGGUCCCGACCCCCCGUCGAUCGCCGCGUCCUCGACCCGGCCUCUUCCCGCUGCUCCAACAAAAGCAACUGUGAUAUAUGGAUGAAAGACGAGUCGCUAGAUGGUAAAGCGUGAAAGAUUGGACUGUGCCAAGUCCAAAGAAAAGAUCAGUGAUUUGAGGGAAGGAACGCGACAGUGUCCACCACGGCUUUCACCGAGAUGGUUGGAUUGGCGGGCGGGGGAAGUCAUUUGUAUCCCUCGCCCCCCAUGCAACCAAACCCAGAGUUGAGAGAGAUGACUGGAAUAGCACCUAGUGCACCAACCAGUGCGGACGCCUGCUUAAGUAUUGUGCAUUCAUUAAUGUGUCAUCGUCAAGGUGGUGAGAGUGAAGGUUUCAGCAAACGAGCAAUAGAAUCGCUUGUGAAAAAACUGAAAGAGAAGCGUGACGAGCUGGACAGCUUAAUUACUGCAAUAACCACUAAUGGUGCACAUCCAAGCAAAUGUGUUACUAUCCAAAGAACUUUGGAUGGUAGACUGCAAGUGGCAGGUCGGAAAGGUUUUCCUCAUGUGAUCUAUGCUCGCAUCUGGAGAUGGCCGGAUUUGCACAAAAACGAGUUGAAACAUGUGAAAUACUGCCAAUUUGCUUUCGACUUAAAAUGCGAUUCCGUUUGCGUGAAUCCUUAUCACUACGAGCGAGUGGUAUCACCGGGCAUAGACCCGUUCUUUACAGACCUAUCUGGCCUGACUCUGCAAUCUGGCGUGGGUGUUGGACCCGGCGGAAGACUGGUUAAGGACGAGUACACGGUUGGUGGCGGUGGCACCGCUGCCGCAGCGGCUGCCGCGGUUGGUUCCGCGAUGGACGUGGACGGCGAAAUGAAUCAAACGAUUCAGCAUCAUCCACCGGCUCAGCCAACUUCCUCGAACAAUGCACAACAAGCCCAGCAGGGCUUUAUACCGGGUUUACCACCACCCAACCCGACCAGUACUGAGGGUAUGUUUAGUGCCAGUGGGGGCGGCAAUAAUGGUAAUCCCCAUGCUAAACUGGACGACAAUAAUUGCCCCAGACAAACCUGGAUUCCCACGCCUCAUCACUCGGCAGGCCGUAACAUGCAUCAUCCAGUAGUACAUCCAAUGAGUCACACCGUAGGUAGCCAGCAACAGUCGCUGAAUGCUGCGUCGAGUGGAACGUCCGGUGCGCAGAUUCUUAGUCCCGCACAAGGACAAUCGACCGCCGAUACGUUCUACAGCACUACUACACCCCCACAGGAUAUAAACCAACCCCCGACAGUCGACGCGUUAGCGGCUUCUCUGGGUGAAGGACAGAGCUCUCCUGUGUCGCCUGUGCACCUUCAUCAUCCCAACGGCUUUCCUGUGGGUACAGCACCGUACAAUUCUGGUGCGCCACAAUGGACUGGUGCAAAUACUCUCACGUAUACUCAGAGUAUGCAACCACCAGAUCCUCGACAUCUUCACACAACGUCAUAUUGGGGUAGCCAUGGAAAUGAUGUUAGUGGAAACAUCGGAGGAUUGCUCUCUACGCAACCAGCACCAGAAUAUUGGUGUUCUGUCGGUUAUUUUGAAUUGGAUAUCCAAGUCGGUGAAACGUUUAAAGUUAGCAGCGGUUGUCCCACGGUCACCGUGGACGGCUACGUGGAUCCGAGCGGCGGUAACAGAUUCUGUUUAGGUGCCUUGAGCAACGUGCACAGAACGGAACAGAGUGAACGGGCGCGUCUUCAUAUAGGGAAGGGCGUUGUAUUGGAUUUGAGGGGUGAAGGCGACGUUUGGUUGAGAUGCCAGAGCGAACACAGCGUCUUUGUCCAAUCUUACUAUUUAGAUAGAGAGGCGGGUCGGGCACCUGGUGAUGCAGUACACAAAAUCUAUCCUUCAGCAUAUAUUAAAGUUUUCGAUCUAAGGCAAUGCCACAAACAGAUGCGAGGCCAAGCUGCCACCGCUCAAGCCGCCGCAGCAGCACAAGCUGCAGCUGUCGCAGGCCAUCUCACACAUGGAGCGCCUAUCACCAAAAGUCUCAGUGCGGCUGCGGGAAUUGGAGUCGACGAUCUACGAAGACUUUGUAUUCUGCGUUUGAGUUUUGUUAAAGGAUGGGGUCCAGAUUAUCCGCGGCAAAGUAUAAAAGAAACGCCAUGCUGGAUUGAGGUGCAUCUACACAGAGCGCUUCAAUUACUGGAUGAAGUGUUGCACACGAUGCCUAUCGAUGGACCGCGAGCAAUCGAAUAAUUUCUUUCGAUUCGAAUCAUGAGAGACAGGGAGAGCAUCACAAUGUUGUUGCUGAAAUCGAGUGCGCAAGUGUUACAUUGUUUGAACGAUCAUACAAGUAAUUUUGGCUUGGGAACGCGAGUGGAUAAACCGGACGGACCAAAUUCAUCAGACGGAAAUGAUCAAACGAUUGUAACGUGAAAUUUGGCCGGGAGCUCGGGGAAGAGAUCUUAUACGGAAGCUAUUUAUAUAUUUAACGACUCGUGAUAUAAUAACCUGUGUAGGACAGGGGUUCCCAAACUCUCCGACGUCCAUGUUACAAAUGACCCAUAGAUAGAAUAUCUAUAUUCUAAAAUUCUAUAGACUUUGCUUUUCUUAAUAGUGUACAUAAUGUAAUUCAUUUCUAUUUUUUUAUUUGCAAAUAACUUUUCUUAGAUAUUCGAAA
Messenger RNA from Solenopsis invicta (red fire ant), 3068 nucleotides. It is a transcript of the gene Med, whose product is annotated as mothers against decapentaplegic homolog 4. Gene Ontology annotation, molecular function: I-SMAD binding; RNA polymerase II cis-regulatory region sequence-specific DNA binding; DNA-binding transcription factor activity, RNA polymerase II-specific. The transcript has 12 exons. Gene Ontology annotation, biological process: regulation of transcription by RNA polymerase II; transforming growth factor beta receptor signaling pathway; SMAD protein signal transduction. NCBI's taxonomy places the organism in Eukaryota, Metazoa, Arthropoda, Insecta, Hymenoptera, Formicidae. The coding region runs from base 629 to 2644 and encodes 671 amino acids. The record is from RefSeq and is a predicted model, not a curated record. Gene Ontology annotation, cellular component: heteromeric SMAD protein complex.